AUGGUGUCAAUCCCAUGCGAUAGUCAUGAUGCGAGUGCGGGAUACCGCGACGUCUCCUAUGGUGAGUUCGCGCGCGCCGUGAAUCGGGCCGCUUGGUGGAUCGUCGAAACCCUCGGAUCGCGAAGCUCGAGCUUCGAUGCAUUGCAUUAUGUUGCCCCGCAGGACCUAUCGUACAUGGUGUUAGCAGUGGCAGCCGUAAAGACAGGAUAUAUUACUUUGACUUGCCACCCGGCAGCAGGCUUGGACACACAUGUAUCUCUUAUCGAGAAGACAAACUGUCAAUAUCUCCUGCAUCCUGCGCCCGGAUCUCCCAAGGCAAAAUUGAUUCUAUCCAACCAGCUACACCUGAAGGCUAUCAUGACGCCAACACUCGACUUCUGGCUCUCAGACUCAGACGUUCCUGUCCGAGUAUACCCCUACAACAAAACCCUAGAUGAAGUGCUCCAAACUCCCUUCGCAGCAAUCCACACCUCUGCCACCACAGGUGCCGCAAAGCCCAUCAUCAUGACACACGCCACAAUAAACCAACAGGCACUCAUGUAUAUCUUCGCCGAAGGCCCGGUAUCCGUGAACUUCGCUCACUGGCGAGACCAGCGCGUCGCAUAUCUCGCACCCAUGACCAUUGCAGCAGGCUUCUACACCCUUCUCGGUAUCAACCUAGUUUACAAUCUCACCGUGGUUCUCCCCGUCUCCAGCGCAGGGCCCGUCACAGCAGAUGUGCUCGACGGCAUCAUUCAACACGGCGACGUCCGAUCCGUGAUCGUGAGUCCGAAAAACCUUCGCGCCACAUGCGCCAGCCCAUCGUACCUCGACCGUCUUCGAGACCUCUCGCAUCUGGUUGUCGUCUACGGGUCCUCGGAAGCCAAUGUCUUCCCGAUCCACGUCACCCAAGACCCCGAGGACUGGGCAUAUCUGAAAUUCGACGUAGUGGUGCCACAUGAAUUCCGGUCUGUGGGGCACGACCUUCACGAGUUAGUCAUUCUCAGGGAUGACAAGAAUAUAGGGCAGAGUGCUUUUUACAUGUUCCCCGACAUGCAUGAGUAUCCGAUGAAGGAUCUUUUUCGGAGACAUCCGGAUCCGCAGAAAGCGGAUUUAUGGCGGUACUGUGGUCGGACGGAUGAUUGGACAGAGUCGGAUAGUGCGGGGCAUUUUCUGCCGAGAGAUAUGGAGGUUGUUUUGGAGUCCUGUGCAGUUGUUAAGGGGGCGGUUGUGUGCGAGGAGAGAGAUGGUGGUAUGCCGGUGUUGGUUGAGCUGCAUGAGCGGGUUCAUGGAGAUGGGGAUGGGACAAGCGGACAGGGACAAGGGGAGUCGUGGUUGAAGAUCAUCUGGGGGUGGGUAGAGCAGGCGAACGCUUUCUCGCCGGUCAAGGGGCGCAUCUGCAGUAGUGGUGUCAUCUUCGUCGAGCCUAGCAGACCGCUACCCAGGGGCGUGAAGGGCUAUCCGCAAAGACGCGCUUCGAAGAUGUUAUAUAGAAGAGAGAUCGAGGACGCCUAUGCGAGCUUCGGUUGUUAA
Aspergillus melleus is the source of this 1512-nucleotide messenger RNA. RefSeq lists its product as uncharacterized. The coding region runs from base 1 to 1512 and encodes 503 amino acids. The transcript is spliced from 2 exons. The record is from RefSeq and is a predicted model, not a curated record. Lineage: Eukaryota; Fungi; Ascomycota; Eurotiomycetes; Eurotiales; Aspergillaceae.